AUGCUUAUUUUUCUCCUCUAUCUGCUACCUCUGCUUCCAGUUAGUUUCGGGAUUCCCUUGCAGCACAUCUACUUGUCUCCAUCUCAAUUGCCAAGCCUAGCAUCCAUUGCAAGGAAAACUUCUCUAGAGCGUGUGAGCUUAAUAUCCAUUAGUGUAUCAUUGGAUCAAUUUAAAGCCCUGCAUAGACGGCAUUUUAAACUUUCUUUGAUUUCACUGAACGCGCCUUCUCCUUCUCCAGCAUCUCUAGGCCCAGUUGCGGCUCCUAUUGGUCGUACUCGAUCAAGGCGUCACCACCGCCAUCGGGUGAGAACUCAUGUGAUUUCUCCAUCUCCAUCGGCUGUAGCAGGUUGUGGUCACACUUGUGCUGAGCCUCUCACUUCAGCUCCCAUCGGUUCAACUUGUGGCUGUGUGCUUCCAAUGAAAGUCAGACUUCUUCUAGAUGUAGCACUUUAUUCUAUCUUUCCGGAGGUUAAUGAAUUAGAAAUUGAAAUUGCAGCAGGCACCUAUCUCAAACAAAGUCAAGUGGCCAUAAUUGGUGCGACUGCAGAUAGUCAAAAUCAGGGAAGAUCAGUGGUUGACAUUAACCUGGUGCCACUGGGGGAAAAAUUUGAUAACACAACUGCUAUCCUGACUUAUGAGAGGCUUUGGCAAAAGAAAGUGCCUCUGAAUAGGACCCUUUUUGGUGAUUAUGAAUUAGUAUACAUUACUUACCCAGGGCUCCCUUCAUCUUCAUCUGGUACUUUUGGUGAUGGUCCAAGUGGAAGUGCUGGAAAUCAGCAAUACCCUAUCAGCACAUAUUUUGCUGACAAGAAUCAGAAAAUGAACCCUCAAAUGAUUUUUGUCAUUGCUCUUUCAGCAUUUGUACUCUUGGUAGUUUGCUGUGUGGCAGUUGUGAUACUCAUAAAGUGCAGGAGGUCUAGCAGACCAUUCAAUGCUGUUGGUCCAAUGUUUCCACUAUCGACAAACAAGAGAUAUGGGACUGGAUCUAUAUUCUCAAGUAGCCCAAGCAACUCUAUAUCGGCAUCUCUUGUUGCGACCAUGCCUGCUUCAUUUCUUUCUGUUAAAACAUUUACACUUGUAGAGCUCGAGAAAGCUACGGAUAAGUUUAGUUCAAAAAGAGUUUUGGGUGAAGGGGGGUUUGGACGUGUUUAUCAUGGGAUCAUGGGAGAUGGAACUGAAGUUGCUGUUAAGUUGCUUACCAGGGAAAAUCAAAAUGGAGAUCAAGAAUUUAUUGCUGAAGUUGAGAUGCUAAGCCGAUUGCAUCACCGUAACCUUGUAAAGCUAGUUGGUAUAUGCAUUGAAGAACGUCCACACUGCUUGGUCUAUGAGCUAGUUCCAAAUGGCAGUGUGGAGUCCCACUUACACGGUGAAGACAAGAAGAAAGUGCCUCUUGACUGGGAUGCACGGUUGAAGAUUGCUCUUGGUGCGGCAAGAGGAUUGGCUUAUCUUCAUGAAGAUUCUAAUCCUCGUGUAAUUCAUCGGGACUUCAAAGCCAGUAAUGUUUUGUUAGAACACGACUUCACCCCCAAGGUUUCAGAUUUUGGUUUGGCUAGGGAAGCAACAGAAGGAAGUCAUCAUAUUUCUACUAGAGUCAUGGGAACAUUUGGGUAUGUUGCACCUGAGUAUGCAAUGACAGGACAUCUACUUGUCAAAAGUGAUGUUUAUAGUUACGGGGUUGUUCUAUUAGAGCUUCUAUCUGGAAGAAAACCCGUGGACAUGUCUCAAACCCCCGGACAAGAAAACCUUGUGAUUUGGGCACGAUCUCUGCUGACUAGUCGAGAAGGCUUGGAGCAGUUAGUGGAUCCUUCCUUGGCUGGAACUUAUGAUUUCAACGACAUGGCAAAGGUGGCAACCAUUGCUUCUAUAUGUGUUCACCCAGAGGUGACAAAUAGACCUUUCAUGGGAGAAGUGGUUCAGGCACUAGAACUCAUCUAUAACGACACAGAUGAGACUUGUGGGGAUGCUUAUAGUCCGAAAGAGUCUUCUGCUCGAGAAUCUGACUUCAAAUACGAGUUUCCCCAUUCUGACAGUAUUUGGUGGAAUGCUGGUGGGAUUACCCCACGGUUGACAUUUGGGCAAGCCUCUCCUUUCAUAACAAUGGAUUACAGUUCAGGCCCUCUAGAAGAAUUUGAAAACAGACCAUUUUCAGCAUCAGGGUUCGUCGAGGGUGGGGUUGCCUUUCCUACAAGGCACGGUAAUAGUUCAGGUCCUUUAAGGACAAUUCGGAGUAAACGAGCUUUUUAUAGAUUACGGGGGAGUAUGAGUGAACACGGUGUCCUAUCUAGAUGUGCUUGGAAUGAUGGCACUGGAUACGAAGCUUCCUUUUAG
This is a messenger RNA of Fraxinus pennsylvanica, 2328 nucleotides long. The record is from the annotation of a GenBank genome assembly. NCBI's taxonomy places the organism in Eukaryota, Viridiplantae, Streptophyta, Magnoliopsida, Lamiales, Oleaceae.